Messenger RNA from Periophthalmus magnuspinnatus, 1556 nucleotides. Its product is annotated as dual specificity protein phosphatase 18-like. Lineage: Eukaryota; Metazoa; Chordata; Actinopteri; Gobiiformes; Gobiidae. Bases 65 to 610 code for a protein of 181 amino acids. The record is from RefSeq and is a predicted model, not a curated record. Gene Ontology annotation, molecular function: MAP kinase tyrosine/serine/threonine phosphatase activity. Gene Ontology annotation, biological process: protein dephosphorylation. The transcript has a single exon.
UGAAACAGGAAACAAGAGGAAUUCGUUGCAAAAGACUUUUUCUUGCUAAAGCUUUUUACCUGAAAUGCAUAAAUCCGGUUCCUUUGGUCUUUCUGGUCUUUGUCAAAUUACGGAGAACCUUUUCCUCAGUAAUGCAGCCGCAGCUAAUGACGCCUGCCAGGUGUCCAAGAACAACAUCACGUGUAUCAUCAAUGUUUCGGAGACAAAACACAGGACAACCCCGCCUAUAUGUGUGGAAUAUAUUCACAUCCCCAUUCCGGACUCACCCACAUCUCCCCUGAGCGAGUUUUUUGAUAAAGUGGCUGAUAAAAUACAGUUUUACGCGAGCCACAAUGGGCGCACUCUGGUACAUUGUAAUGCAGGUGUGAGUCGCUCCACUGCUUUGUGCAUGGUGUACCUCAUGAAAUAUCACGAUGUCACUCUGCUGGAGGCGCACACAUGGAUUAAGAAAUGUCGACCUUUGACGAGACCAAACUCUGGCUUUUGGCAACAGUUAAUCUGGUACGAGACGGAGCUUCGUGGGAGUGCCUCUGUCCAAAUGGUGUCUUCAUCCAUAGGAGACAUACCAGACAUUUACGAAGACGAAACCAGAAACAUGACACCACUGUGAAAAAAAACAGACAAAAGAAAACAAAGAAAGACAGUUUUGUAUCGGAAAUAAAUUGAUUAUUUUAUUCAUGACUUCUGUCAGUCAGACAAAAAUAAACAGGCUUCUGAGAUUACACACACACCGACGCAGGCUUUGACGUGCAUCUAUGGUACACAAAACAAUGACCGUUUAUCAAAAAGCUUUAAUUUUGAGACAGUAGCGUACUAAAACUUAAACAGUCCAAGUCACAGUAUGGUACAUAUUACAUCAUGCACAAUUUACAGAACAUGUAUCAGCAUAAAUGGUUUAUCUAAGGUAAUGUGAACAUUCACACCUCUUAUUACCCCUCCUAUUUUAUUGACAUACUGGUGCAUCUUAGUUCAGAAUGUUUAAAAGCAUUUGGCAAUCACUAAAAGUGAGGCUACACCAAUACAUUCUUUGGGCAGUAUGGAGCAAAUAGAAACAACAGCAACAGAAAUUGGAAUAUCGCUGAAGUUAAAAUAAUUUAUAUUCUAAACAUAUCAUUACAGAUACACUACACAUCAUCCAAAUAUUUACAUUUUAAAUGGCUUAUUUAAGGAACAGUGCAAACACACUGCUCCAAAGUCUGUAUACAAAGGCAGGGCUCCAAACAGACUUUUCCUUUCUUAAACAAAUAUCCUGAGUCAGGACCUUUGACAGGCCAGUUAUAGAAGAUUGCCAAAAGGUGAUCAACACUAGUGCAAAAUAUGCAUGCUUUCUUCAAAUGAACUGCAUUUCACUUAAAGCCCAAUAAGGCAAGAGUGUCAUAUGCAUAGUUAUCCAUAAAGCAUCUAAAAAGAAAAUUUAAACAUUUAUUUAACACCUGCUAAACACGAACCAAAAUCCACAGUGCACUGGGCUUCCAGAAAGAAUGGGGUCAUUGUCACGGCUGUAAACAGCACAUAAAUUUCAACAAAUUAAUAAAAGUAUACAUUUAAAUCAAUAA